UAAUUUCCGAAUUUCUCACUUCUAAAUCAAAGUUGUGGCGCCCGAGCCUCCCAAAUAAACGAACAAGUAAAAAAAAAAAUAAAUCAAAGUUAGAUUUAUGACCUUCCUCUUUUUUCACUUUUUUUUCGUUUAUUAUUUUUUAGAGGUUAGGCUCGGUUGUCUUAAUAUAAUCCCUUCUUAAAUUAACACUGUUUAUGUUUAGUAGAAAAAUAUUAGGUGAAAUUUGAAAAAUGAGUGUGUAAUUGAAAAUAACGUAAAUGAUUUUAGUUUAUAAUUCUGUUUUUAUGUACAGUUUGGGUUUCAUUUGUAAUUUGAUUUUUUUAUUGUGACAUUUGGGUGUUGAAUGUUAGUGAUAAUAAAUGGUCCUGAGUAGACUGGGUCUAAUUUUCUUCGGUUUUCUUUCUUUAGCCAAACUUUGCUUCCUAAAUGGAUUUCUAAUGGGUUCGAUUUUUGUUUUUGAUUCGCAAUUCUCUUAUCUUUUGAUUUUUCUAGUAAAAUUUUUGCUUUAAGAGCUGCUGUUUGUAAUUUAAAUUUCAAUUCCUUUAAGUAUGAUUCGUAAUUAUACAUUGGGUCGACUAUAGUGAUAUUUUUUUAGCUUUGGUGGAUAAUUUACUUGAGUUCCGAAAACAAGUUCAAAUGGAGCAUAAGAGUGUUCAGUAUGUGGUGUUGUGUUGUAAAAGAAUGUGAAAUAUGGUAACCGGGCGUCCCAGUCAUCAUGUUGCUCAUUGAUGAAUUGCCUAAGGUAUUCAUUUAAACAACGAUGACUUCUUUCGAGAGCUCCUAUGGUUUCUGGAUGAUAUGCUGUGGCAAAUUUUUGGUUUAUUGCUAGCGUGUUACAGAUUUGUUGGAAUAUUUCGUUUUUAUACUCAGUACCCAUGUCGGAUUUGAUUGCUUCUGGGCAACCAUAAAUUAAAAUAAAGUUUUCCACUAAGGCCUUGGCUAGUGUACUCGCUUGUUUAUCUACUAUUGGUACAGUAAUUAUAUAUUUCGUUAGAUCACAUUGUAUGGUUAAGGCGUAACGAUUUCCUUUAUUUGAUCUAGUAAGUGGUCCUACGGUAUCAAUUGAAACUAAUUCAAAAGGUUUUGUUGGAGUCGUUGAUUUCUCGAAAUUUUCUUGAGUUUUUAUUGUAUGUUUAUUUAGUUUACUUGAGGUGCAGCUUUUCACGUACUUGGAAAUGCUGUCUUUCAUGUUUUUCCAAUAAAAAUUACGUCUAAGUUUUUGUAAUAAUUUGUUAAUACCUACGUGUCCUCCCGAAGGGGUAUCGUGGUUUUCCUUUACAUAGGGUAGAAGCUUCAGUUUUGGCCAGUCCGGAGUUUUGGCCAUAGUGCGGUAUUGACCCUGUUGAUAUCUAAAUCGGCGUAAAUUUAUUUUUUACUAGUAGAUCCUAAUACAAUAUGAUGAUUACAGCUGUGGAAACCACACAUUUUGAUUAAAAACUGGAUGAAAAAAAUAUAUUUCCUUAAAAAAUCAGCUCCCAUAUAUCUAUUUUGGCCAGGGUGCUUCUAAUUUGGCCACUCCCAUAAGAAAUACACGUGAUUGGCCAAAAUAGAAACCAAACUUUACAGCUUGUAGGCUUUAUAUAGGCUUACAGGGCUUAAUUUAGUUCUUACUGGUUAUAGUGCCUAUAAGUAUUAGGAAGGCUUAUAUAGAGCUACUUAGCACUGAAAAGCUGUUUAAUGGCCGUUAUAAUGCUCAGAACAGUGCUUAGUGGUUACCUGGGUAGUUUUGCCAACCCAAAAAACCUCAAAAAAAGCUGAAAAAAGCCCAAAAAAGUCGCUAAAACCCGCAAAAGUUUUGCGGGUUUUACCGGGUUUUUUCGACUUUUUUCGGCUUUUUGUGGGGUUUUUCGGCUUGGCAAAACUAGUGUCGCUCCCCCCGCUCAAAGUAUGUGUUAUAAGCUAGGGACAAGACAAAAGGCUAAAAAAAUAAAAAUUAUAUAUUUUCAACUACGGUUAAUAAAAACGUAAAAAAAUGAGUAAAUAUGUACUCUUGAACCAUAUAUUGUGGUUUAAAACAAGAAUCCCGAUAGAACUUUAGGAGCCUAUUCGAUAGAAGUUCACCGGAAAGUUGCCGACAGCUGAAAAAGUAGAAGAAAAAGAACGGUAUAGCUGGACUUCUCCCUUUUCUGGAGGUGUGCUGAAUACUCACUUUCUUGACCUAGUGGCUAUCGUUGAGGGUUUUAAUCCGGAAGCUUAUUCUGCAGGACCCGACGUUUCCAGUGUGGUUCUCGCUGGGGGUAGUCGGUGAUGUUUCUGUUCCGGAAGGGGUUUUCCGCCGGACCGGGCGAUUCCAAAAAGACGGGGACACCGAUAAUUGUUCCGCUGGACCCAAUAAUUCCAAGGACAAAUCGUAGGCGGGAAUGUUGUUCCGCCAGUUGGUUCCUAGCGUGUCCGGAAGAAUCGAUUUGGACCUCGUUCAAUUCGGCUGGAGUUUGCCGGGGACGUUCCUAUUCCGGAAGGGGGUUUCUGCCGAACUGUGCCAUUCCAACAAGGCGGGGACGCCAAAAGUUGUUCCGCCGGAUCGAUUAAUCUCAGCCCGUCCAGAAGGACCAAUUUGGAUCUGCUUCAAUUCGACAGGCGUUCAUCGAAAAGUUGCUGACAGCUGAGAAAAUGGAAGAAAAAGAACGAUUUAGCUGGAAUUCCUCCUUUUCUGUAGGUGUGCUGAAUACUCACUUCCUUGGCCAAGAUAUCAGGCUAUCGUUGAGGGUUUUAAUCCGGGAGCCUUGCCGGGAGCUUAUUCUGCUGGACCAGACGGUUCCAGUGUAGCUCUCGCUGGGGGUAGAUGGUGACGUUUUUGUUCUGAAGGGGUUUUCCGCCAGACCGGGCAAUUCAACAAGAAGGGGACACCGAUAGUUGUCUCGCCGGACCGGAGUUCCAAGACAAAUCGCAAAUCGUAGACGAGAAUGUUGACCAUUCUGAGCGCGUUCAGAAGGGCCAAUUUGGACCUCUUUCACUUUGGCUGGUGUUUAUCGGAAAGUUGGCGACAGCUUCCAAGCUGGAAGAAAAAUAGUAUGACAUUCUAGCGAGGAUUCUCCUUUCUCUGGAUAAUUAAGCAUGAAACUCACCUUCUUGGGGGCCGUCCAAACUUCUCAAACUUCUUCAAAGUUUCAAAAUACAUGUAGGGAUCUAACUUAUUAACUUUUUUUUGUAGGUUCCUUUAAAAUUUAAGAUGAUUCUAAUGGAUGUAAAAGUCUAAACCUCGGUGUGGAGUUUGGGAUUUCUCUGGGAAGGAAUCACCCCUCAUGUGCAGCACACACAACUUACCCAGGCUGACGUUGGUUCGCAAGUGGCAAGAGUGAACGCGGUUGGGUGACGCCUGGAGUUGUUGCUGUGCAAGCGGUGAUGCUAACAUUGUCUGCUUGACAGUUCGCAUCACAUUCAAAUGCGCUAUAUCGCCUGCUGUGAUCAUUCUCUUUAUCACAGCUUUAUUCAGUACAUCUUAUAUCUCACAUCCUUCUUCUACUCUGAAGAAGUUUUACACAUUCUUAACAUAAAAUUGAAUUUCCGUAUCUCAAUUUUGAGUAUUUACUUACAACCAUUCAACAUAAUUAACUGUUAUAUUACAUCGUCACAUACGUUGCAGCUGCUGCCAUGGCUGCCGAAUACAGUUUUCAUUGUGAGGUACCAUUCUGACUACCCAAGUAACCACUAAGCCGUAAAAAUUGGCACCAAGUUGGUUCUAUAUUCACAUGAAGAGCAAUGUUAACAGAGCUUACCAGAACUACAUCCUAUAAUAGAUCUGCUUAAAAGCCAAUUUUGGCGAAAUAUUCGGCUGAUAUACGGCCAGCUUCAAUCUGCGUACCAAGUCUCUGGUGGAAGAGUUGUCAAAUGAGAGUCAGAAAAAAAGCAAAAAAAAAGAAAGUUAUUUACCUUCUUUUUUUUUUGUUCUGGAUGUUUUUUCCAUUGAAGUUUUUUUUCGAUUUUUACGGCGUUAACGAAUCGUCCGUAGUAUCACGCCACCUGCGGCACCAAUCAGCAGGUGGGCUGCAUCGAGUGCACGGUCAGCACUUUGAUGUUAUAAAAGAGCGACGACAGCGUGGCCCGUCCUCUUUUCUUCAACGAGUUUGGAAUAACACCGGUGGUGCAAGCGCAGUUAGUGUGAAUAAAGUUUGUGCUAGGUUAACAUUAGUGUUUUUUAAAAAGUAAGUGUAGUGCUUCACAUCCCUAAUUGGUGUCAGAAGUGGGAUACUGUGAGGUGUUGAAAAAGUGGAAACAUCCCGCCGCACAUCGACCAGCAAGAAGGAUCCGAGACCCACCCGUGGAUGCAGCCGUUACUUUUGUAAGUAGACCAUCAAUCUUAGCAAAGCACUCAUACUUGUGAAAUAUUCAUAUACAUAUACUAUGCCUGAAACCAGAAUGUCGGAGAUGGAGGCGCUUAAAGCCGAGAUGCAGGAGCUUAAAGCGAUGUUGACGAUCGGAAACAGCAGCAAGUUCUGCAUUCCCGAUCCGAUUAAAUAUUUAUCGGAAUUUUCCGGAAAUAAGAAAGAACUGUCUAGCUGGCUACGUGAAGUAGACCAAGUGUACGACAUGUUUAAAGUGAAGGGCGCCAAUGGUGAUCCUGACUCAAUUAGUUCUAUGUAUUUGAGAGCUAUUAAAAAUAAAGUGAAAGGAGAUGCCCGCGCAAUUCUAUGCGCUAAUGGCGAUCCGGACACCAUCAGUGAAAUAAAGCAGAUACUCCUGGAGCAAUAUGGAGACCAUCGCGAUUUCGCAACUAAUGUGUCAGCAUUAUUUAACAUACGGCGUGGCGAUAAAAGCCACCUCAAAUUCUAUGACGAAUGUAAAGACAUAAACACUCGGUUAAAAGCAAAUUUGUCGUCUAAUCCAAUAACUGAGCGGCAAAUUAUAGAAAUUUUAAGUGUCACAAGGUAUCUCGAUAAUAUUGGAGAACCACUCGCCUCUAUAAUAAGGCAAUCUAAGCCACAAUCAUUAGAGGAGGCAUACGAAGCCGUAUGCACAAACCAAAAUGCGGAAACUAGAACAAAACCAUCUAAGUUUCAGUUUCAACCCAAAUCACAAAGCUACUCUAGCAGCAACAACGCGAAUAAUAACAAUACUAACAACCAUAGCAAAUCAUAUGCAAACGCGGGUAAAGGUGCUUAUAAAAAACCGAUGCAACAGCAUAAACCUCGCGUAGAAUACAACACCAAUAAAGUGAACGUGGAUAGUGACGACGAUGACGACGACGAGGGCAAUAUGAUAAACCGUGAAGUGCGAAAAGAUGAAUCGGAUUUUUACGACGAGGAGGCUCGCGAAGCAACAACGUGAACAAUUUUAUUCCAUAUAUUCGUUACCGGUCUAACAAGGGAAUGCUCAAAUUUUUAAUUGAUACCGGAGCAAACAAGUCUUAUAUUAGUCCGGAGCACGUACAAAAUGCAAAAACAACAGACCAACCCGCGAUAGUUACAAACAAAAAUGGUAAAUUUAUCAUUGAAAAGAUGGUGCAGAUAAAUAUUUUUCCAAAAGUUUUUAGCAAAGAGUUACCUUUCCACGUAUUCAAGUUUCAUGAGUUCUUCGACGGCCUCAUUGGCUAUGAAAAUUUAGCAGAGAUGAAAGCCAAAAUAGACUCGGGCAAUCAUCGAAUAAUAACACAGCGUAACAAAAAUUAACUUUUUCUCUGUCUCAAGAGCAAACUUAUGUGUCUCCGAAGGAUUUUGGGCCGCUGAAUCCGAAUCCGGGCUCAGAUUUGCUCUAACACGUCACAAUUUUGAGCUAUACCUCAAUUUAUAGGGCAAAAUAUGCGAUUUUGGGCUUUUUUGAUUGCAAGCCACUAAGCAAGGAAAUAUUUUUUUUUAAGCAAUCAAAAGGUUAAUUUCUCAAUUAACAUCUAAAUUAACGACUCAUGCAAAAUAUUUUGUUUUACCACAUCGAAUUUGAUAGUUUUAAACGAUUUAUGUUAGGUACGAUAUUUCCCAUACAAGUCAUCCUCCAAAAGUUGCAUGCAAGUUUUCAUACUAACAUAAAAUGCUUAAAUCUAUCAAAUUUGAUUAGGUAAAACGAAAUAUUUUGCAUAAGUCGUUAAUUUAGAUGUUAAUUGACCAAUUAACCUUUUGAUUGCUUAAAAAAAAUAUUUCCUUGCUUUAUGGCUUGCAGUCAAAAAAGCCCAAAAUCGCAUAUUUUGCCCUAUAAAUUGAGGUAUAGCUCAAAAUUGUGACGUGUUAGAGCAAAUCUGAGCCCGGAUUCGGAUUCAGCGGCCCAAAAUCCUUCAGAGACACAUAAGUUUGCUCUUGAGACAAAAAUAUGUUGCGCUGUGUAAUAGGAGAUAACCAGUAUGCGUUUUCCAAAUAUUAUCCGCGAUCAUGGAACUUCCAUGAACAAACUGAAAAUUUAGUCGAAAUUGGCACCAAAUCUAAUGGAACUUUUUUAAUCGAAAGCGAAUUAAACAUAGCGACCGGCGUCACAUUACAACCUGGG
Molecule: messenger RNA, 6411 nt
Organism: Aedes albopictus (Asian tiger mosquito)
Lineage: Eukaryota; Metazoa; Arthropoda; Insecta; Diptera; Culicidae
Exons: 1
Coding region: 4342-5265 (307 amino acids)
Source: RefSeq, a predicted model, not a curated record